GACGCUCACAUGAUCAGCACAUUUGGACUGAUUCGGAAACGGACACUGGUGUUGUGUUUGUCAAGGUGCACGAACACGAAAGCAAUGCGGUGAGUUACUUUUUUAUUUGCUUUGUGUUAUCUUCCGGCAGUCUUAGUUUAAUGUUUGCAGAGACUGUUUGAGACUGUGGUUCACAUCGCGAGGUCAGAUGGUCAGGACAGAGAGAGAGAGUUCGACCAGAAACGAGUUCACAUGGUUGCUGUUUUUGUGCUGAGCUUCAUUUGGCUCGUCAAUGGAGAGCUGCUCGAGGCUGACCAAGAUGCUGUUGUACCUGGGGACUGGACAUUUCUUGGACGGGUUGGACCAUUGGAAGAAGUUGAACUAACGUUUGCGCUGAAGCAGCAGAAUGUUAGCAAGAUGGAAGAGUUACUCAAACUAGUAUCAGAUCCAGAUUCACAUCAAUAUGGGAAGUAUCUGAGUUUGGACGAAGUCGCUGCUCUUUCCAGACCUUCUCCGCUGACUGAAAAAGUGGUAGAGAAUUGGCUUCGGAGUCAUGGGGUCAUGGACUGUCACACUAUUAUAACACGGGACUUCCUUCAGUGUGUCAUGACUGUGGAGGUGGCUGAAGCUUUGCUCCCUGGCAGUAAAUUUCACCGAUUCAGUAAAAAUACAAAAACUCUGUUGAGGUCGACAUCUCAGUAUUCAGUUCAUGAAGAUGUGCAUCAGCAUCUAGACUUUGUUGGAGGAGUUCACCGUUUUCCACAAAAACGCAAGAUUGUGAGUAAAGGCUGGGAAGGAGCACGUCAAGCCAUAUUAGGCUAUCAUUUGGGUGUCACUCCUGCAGUCAUCAGGAAUCGCUACAACCUUACAGCAAAAGAUGUGGGGACUGCCGCCAACAACAGCCAGGCAGUGGCUCAGUUUUUGGAGCAGUACUACCACCCUGCUGACCUGGCUGAGUUCAUGAGUCUGUUUGGUGGUGGAUUCACACACAUGUCUACUGUGGAGCGGGUCGUGGGCACUCAGGGAGGAGGGAAAGCUGGCAUUGAGGCCAGUUUGGAUGUGGAAUACAUCAUGAGCAGUGGAGCAAACAUCUCUACAUGGGUCUUCACUAAUCCAGGUCGUCAUGAGUCUCAGGAGCCGUUUCUCCAGUGGAUGCUGCUGCUCAGUAACAUGUCUGCUGUGCCAUGGGUUCACACCAUCAGCUAUGGAGACGAUGAAGACAGCCUGUCUGAAGCCUACAUGAACCGCAUCAACAUUGAGUUCAUGAAGGCUGGCCUCAGAGGGAUAUCCAUGCUCUUUGCUUCUGGUGACAGUGGAGCAGGCUGUAGACACCUGACCAAAGAAAGAAAUACCUUUAGGCCAAGUUUUCCUGCUUCCAGUCCGUAUGUGACCACUGUGGGUGGGACUUCUUUUCAAAACCCCUUCAAACUCAGCUAUGAGGUCACAGAUUACAUCAGCGGAGGCGGCUUCAGUAAUGUGUUUCCAAUGCCGGAUUAUCAGGUUGAUGCUGUUAGAGCGUAUCUGAAGAGUGUUCAGUCUCUUCCUCCUCAGACAUAUUUUAACACCACUGGAAGAGCUUAUCCAGACCUAGCGGCGCUUUCUGACAACUACUGGGUCGUCUCCAACCGUGUGCCCAUCCCAUGGGUUUCUGGAACUUCGGCAUCAACUCCAGUAGUGGGUGGAAUUCUGUCCCUCAUAAAUGACCAGCGCUUUCUGAAGGGCCUUCCCGCCUUGGGAUUCAUCAACCCUCGCCUUUACAAAAUGCAAGGCAAAGGCCUUUAUGAUGUAACAGUGGGAUGUCAUCUCAGUUGUCUGGAUGAUAAAGUUGAGGGGAAGGGUUUCUGCGCCUCCCCUUCCUGGGAUCCGGUUACGGGAUGGGGAACACCUAAUUAUCCAGUUUUUCUUGCCUCUCUUAUGGAUUGAGCUGCCGCUAAGAAACGCACUGAUAUCGUUUUACUUAAGCAUCUAAAUAAUACGUUAUAGAAUCAUAUCAUCAAUUCAUAGCUGUCGAUCAAUUAUUGUUGUUACUUCAGUUCUUUUAGGUGAGGUUUAUUUGUAUGAACAAAAUAUUAAACACACCUCUUAGUUUUAAACAAAAAACUGAGAAAUAUCAACGAAAUUUAUCUACUUCACUGACCAAUGAUCCGAAGUGCAAUAUUCUGUAAAAUGCAUAUCAAAGUAUUAUUUCUGUUAUAAACUUUUGAAUGCUUUAAGAUUUAGUUGAAGCAUGAUACACUAUUAUGAAACCAGCCUAAUUAUUGAACAUACUUGAGCUGAAUAAACCAAUGGCCUGUUUUUGACUUUUCAAAAAUUGGAUUUCACAGACUUUGUGAUGAUAUCCUCAGGGAAUUAACAUUGAAUGGGUUUGUUUGUUUGUUGUUGUGGGGUUUGUGGUGUUUUUCUACUAGACAUCUAGUGCACUGAAAUGUUGUUGGAGCAACUGGUCAGACUUGUUUUUCUGAAAGAUGUAUUGCCUCCAGAACUCCCUCUGAAAGGUAUGUGAAUAGGCUGAGGACAAUUGCUUUAUUUGUUUGCUGGAGAGAAAAAAUAAAUGCAAAUUAAAGUUUUUAUUUUGAAAUAAAAGUAA
Danio rerio (zebrafish) is the source of this 2566-nucleotide messenger RNA. NCBI's taxonomy places the organism in Eukaryota, Metazoa, Chordata, Actinopteri, Cypriniformes, Danionidae. The record is from RefSeq and is a predicted model, not a curated record.